AUUUUAAUUCCAAUUAUAAAAAUACGUUGUUAUAUAAAUAUAAAAGGACUUUAUUUCGUUUAAAAUAUAACAAUUGAUAAUAAUAUCAGGAAAAAUGUUACGUUUAAUGUCAAACAAUCUGUUAAGACAGAAACAAAAUUUAAUACCGUUGCGUUGUUUGAAUGUACAAAAGUCUGCAAAAACAGGGAGUAAUAAAGUAACAAUAAAUCCAAACGUUACAGGACUCAGUGAUAAAUGUUGUAAAGUUCCAAAUACAUGUGUUGGUCCAAAUGCUGCUAAAGAUAAAGAAUAUAAAAAUCCAGAAUACUUUUGUUAUCAUCUAGACACCUUUGGAGAAGCAGAAGUGGAAUUAGCAAAAUAUAGAUUACCAGCUCCUUCUAAUAAAGUACCUUUUCAUAAAUAGUUUUUGUAAUAAUAA
Molecule: messenger RNA, 418 nt
Organism: Eufriesea mexicana
Lineage: Eukaryota; Metazoa; Arthropoda; Insecta; Hymenoptera; Apidae
Gene: NdufV3
Product: NADH:ubiquinone oxidoreductase subunit V3
Exons: 3
Coding region: 95-403 (102 amino acids)
Cellular component (GO): mitochondrion; respiratory chain complex I
Source: RefSeq, a predicted model, not a curated record